This is a messenger RNA of Caretta caretta (loggerhead turtle), 2838 nucleotides long. RefSeq lists its product as uncharacterized. Gene Ontology annotation, biological process: regulation of transcription by RNA polymerase II. Gene Ontology annotation, cellular component: nucleus. Lineage: Eukaryota; Metazoa; Chordata; Testudines; Cheloniidae. Gene Ontology annotation, molecular function: DNA-binding transcription factor activity, RNA polymerase II-specific; RNA polymerase II cis-regulatory region sequence-specific DNA binding. The record is from RefSeq and is a predicted model, not a curated record.
AUGUCGGAGGUGUGGCCAGAAUGGAGUGACUCGUGCCUGGACGCUCUUUCUGUUCCAGCAGAUGUUGAGGUCAGUAAUGGCAACAAGGACGUAGAUCACCAUCCAGGAGGCCCUGAGGAGGCAGAACCACUUAGUGUAUUGGGCAGAAGGUCCAAAGAGUAUGUUGCCCAGCAUUCUUGCCAAGGGGAAGCCUGCGAGGACCAACACAGUUCGGAAAGGAAUCAGACAAGCCGUCCAGAGAAGAGGCAAGGGAAAUCUGAUCUGGCUGAAAGGGAAUAUAAAGACCUCCUCGCCCACCCUCCUUGCCACAAAAAAGAGAAGGCCUACAAAUGUCUGCAGUGUGGGAAAAGCUUCUACCAGAGCGCGGCCCUCAUUCGACACCAGUUAAUCCACUCAGAAGACCAACCCUACAAGUGUCCUGACUGCGGGAAGACCUUCACGCAGAGCUCACACCUGGUGUACCACCAGGGGACCCACACAGGAGAGCGACCCUACCGAUGCGGAGAGAACUUCAACCAGAGCUCGCAUUUGGGGUACCACCAGAAAACCCACGCCAGGGAGCAACCCUAUGAAUGUGAGGAGUGCGGGAAGGGCUUCUACCAGAGCUCGCACUUUGUUUACCACCAGCGCAGCCACUGGGGAGAGCGACCCUACUGGUGUUGGGAUUGCGGUAAGAGCUUCUGCCUGAGCUCCAACCUUCUCACCCACCAGAGGAUCCACACUGGAGAGCGAUCCUAUCAAUGCCGGGAGUGUGGGAAGGGCUUCUACCAGAGCUCUCACUUCGUGUACCACCAGGGGACCCACACGGGCGAGUGGCCCUACAAAUGCCCCGGGUGUGGGAGGAGCUUCAGCCUGAGCUCCAACCUUCUGAAGCAUCAGAAGAUCCAUGUGGGAGACAGACCCUACAAAUGCAGCCAGUGUGGGAAGAGCUUUAGUCAGAGCUCCAACCUGAUCCAGAAUCAACGGAUCCAUGUGGAUGAGGGACCCGAUUCCCCUCCUUAAUGUAGCAUUCCCAGACUGGAUCAGCCCCAGGGUCGAUCUAGCCCAGUGCCCUGUCUCUGACAGUAGCCAGCACUGAGAGCCCCACAGCAGGCAGAUGUGGGAUAAUCUGCCCUCCCAUUAAGGGGAUGUUGGCCGUAGAAUUUGGACAUCCAGUGGGAGGCUUUCAAAAGCAUCUGAGAAUCUGUGGAACUUGUGCUUCUAAAUCUCUUAGGUGCUUCUGAAAAUCUCCUCCUGACCAUAUAUUUUAGAGACAUUUUUGUCUUCUGCUUUCUUGUCUUCUGCUCCUAUAGAGAAGCUAAACUGGGGCGGGGGGGGGGGGGUUAGGAUUGGGAUCAGCCCAUAAGGCAGCCCAAGAAACCAAGGGCAGUACAGGAGUGAAUCCAGCUCCUUUCUCUCUGUUAUGAGAUGAGUUACUGCAGCAGCAGCCAGAUGGGUGGAGAUCAGCAGUGAUUUCUGGGACGACUAAACCUGAAAGCAGAACCACCAGAGUGGUAGGGUGGGCAGCCAGACUGGUAUAUCAUUUAAUAAAGAGGCAACAGCAGAAAGAGCUGAAACAUGGCUGGGUCCAGGCUUCAGGAACAGCAGGCACUGGUCUCUUACAGACCUGGGCAUAUGGCCUGUAAGUGCCCGAAAGGACAAAAAAACAGAGCAAUCUUGACAUAAACUGGGCAGUCACAUUUAAGAUUGCCACCAGACUGUGGGUAAAGUUCUAGUGGACCAGGGAAAAGAGGAAAAAGCAAUCCCCCUUGUUCUCAGCUGAAUGGAGCACGGCGGACAUGCAGAGCAGAUGAAGCAAACGGGAUGGUUUUGAGGUGGCACAUGACAAGGAUAUUUGGGGCCAGAUUUUCAGUGUGUUGGGUGCACGCUGGGUCUUUUACUCAUUUUCAAAUUUGGCCCAUCGCGGUUUGAAAAACCUGGUCCUUAGUUGAGUGCUUCAAUGGGUGCUGAGCUCUUUUGAAAAUCUGACCCUGUGUUGAUCAGCAUUGGGGUGGGGUGGGGAUGGGUGGUCUGAAGAGGUCUUGAAAUGUUUCUGAAUUGUUUUCUCCGGAGCUGAGUGCUUGAAGGAAAGGCAGGCCAUAGGCUCCCUGAUUUGGUGUAAUGAUGAUGCCCAGGCAUGGCACGAAGUGGGUAUUCACCCACGAAAGCUUAUGCUCCAAUACGUCUGUUAGUCUAUAAGGUGCCACUGGACUCUUUGCCGCUUUUACAGAUCCAGACUAACACGGCUACCCCUCUGAUACUUGAGAGUAAAGUGUGAUCCGGGGCCCUAAGCAUUGUGUUGUUUUGCCUUGCAGACACUUUCCAAGUGUAUUGGGAGGGGAAAAGUAGAGGGUAGGAACACGGAAAUGGCCAGACUAGCUCAGACCUGAGGUUCAUCUGAUCCAGUAUCCCAUCUCCACCAGUGGCCAGCAGCAGCUACUUCAGAGGAAGGUGUAAGAACCCCACAGUAGCAGAUGUUGGAUUAUCUGGCCCCACAUUAGGUCUCUAAUAGAGAGCUGUUUAAGUCCUGAAGCAUGAGAUUUAAUAGUUCUGCUCAUGGCAGCAGUCACUGUUCUAACUCUGGAUUUUUUCUGUUAUCCUUGUAAACGUCCACACCCUUUUUGAAGGACUCAUUGGAAUUUUAGAGUGAAUUCACCACUUGUGCCCAAUGUCAUGUUACUUGGAUCAAUCACUAGGCACCCUCACAUUAUCCUCAUCAGAUCCAAAAGGGGGGAGCAGCACUGAAACCAAAGAGGAGGAUCUGCUAUAGGCUCAUAGCUUUGUGACGUUACAGAAAGACUUGGGUUUGGGGGUCUUGCCUUCUUGCUUAUCGGAUAAACAACCCUAUCACUUUUUCAA